AUGUCAAUAAGAGAAAAUUUAGAAGCUGUUAUUAAAGGUAUUCAAGAUUCAAAAAUUUUAGAAGUUUUUGAUAAAUACUAUCAUGAUGACAUUGUUAUGUAUGAAAAAGGUGAUUCCACCAAUCGUGUAGGUAAAUCGGCCAAUCGUAAAGCAGAAGAAGGAUUUGUAGCCAAUGCUGUUAUAUCAGAAGCCAAAGUAUUAAAGAUAUUAGUCGAUGGAAAUAACACAGCUUAUGAAAUGCUUAUGAAGUUUACCUAUGCUGGCCAUCCAGUCGAAAAAGUACAAUGGUGUUUACAAGAAUGGAAAGAUGGUAAAAUCAUUAAAGAAGAAUUCUAUUAA
Messenger RNA from Dictyostelium purpureum, 339 nucleotides. RefSeq lists its product as uncharacterized. Lineage: Eukaryota; Evosea; Eumycetozoa; Dictyosteliales; Dictyosteliaceae. The transcript has 2 exons. The coding region runs from base 1 to 339 and encodes 112 amino acids. The record is from RefSeq and is a predicted model, not a curated record.